Molecule: messenger RNA, 864 nt
Organism: Fraxinus pennsylvanica
Lineage: Eukaryota; Viridiplantae; Streptophyta; Magnoliopsida; Lamiales; Oleaceae
Source: the annotation of a GenBank genome assembly
AUGUUGCGUGUUCUUUCCUUGCAUUUCCCCUCACAUUUUCUUCCAGUCUCCGUCUCUCUCUUCAGCGGCGAUGAAAAGUUCCUUCUGGUAGCCGAAGUCGAGGGAACGGAAUCUGGCCAGACGCUUUUGGUGGUGGUGAAUUGCUCUAUAUCGGCUUAUAGGAAUUAUGAUACUCAAGCAACUGUCAAUUUCUCAUCAAUAGCUAAGCAGCCUCCAAAAGACAUGCUUUGUGCUAUUGCUGAACUUGAAAGUGGUAGACAGACUCUGGCCACGCAGUAUAACAAGAAUUCUAAAGAUUGCACGAUGGGAAUCAUGCACAUCUCAUCAAAAACUGCGAAGUGGCUGGGGACUAGCGUUUCCAAAUCAUUGCCGGAAAAUAAAUAUUAUCCACUUAUUAGUGCUGAUAAAGCUAAAGCUGCAAAUGCAUCUGCAAUCGACGCGAUACUCUGCCAGCAAGGAACAUUAGACCCCAAGAAGGUGAAGACUUGGGAGUUUACUAUUAUUUUUAAGUUGUCAUGGUAUUGUUUAUUUUUUUUCUCUUGUUGCUGUGCCAUCAGUGUGAUGGAAGAUUGGUAUGAAGCAUUUGAAAGAAUGUCCUUCUACGGAAUAGCAUCAAAUUUAGUGGUUUACUUGACAAUGACUACCAUAUCCAUUCUUGAAAAGAGGAUAUGCAGUUCUUCAUCUGCUUGUUCGAAGGUAGUGAAUGCAUGGGACAUGACUACUGAAAUCUCCGUUUCCCAGCUUCAAACUUUAGUUGAGGACCCUAAUGCAAAGUUCCAGUUAGAAAAUCUAUUGACAAUGGUUGCUCAUCUUUGGACAAAUCAUGCCAGUGAUACUGAUCCAUCAAUCACUAAUAUCAGGUAA